AUCUACGUUGUAAGCUAACCAAGUUAAACAACGCGGGGCAACGACAUCUGGAGGUAGGUAAGUACAUCAUGUACGUACCCUACCUAGUACUACUAGGUAUGUAGGUAGGCAUUAUUACGUACCCUAGGUACUUCAAGACCUCAAUGUUAUCAUUCAACUAUAAUACGUACAGACAUUGAACCCUAUGUAUCCUACAUUCGCUCGUUUGUACAUCUUCAUCGCAUCUUUCGUAGCGUUUCAUAAUACACCAACUUCUUGAGCAAAAAACACGAUGAAGCAAAAAGGAACUCGAGAGGCCAGUCAUGCAUAUAGCUGGUACGAUGGGGUCCCGGAUACCUUAUCUAACCAGCUAGACAGCUUCCUAAGCCAGGUCCCGAGCUCUCUCAACGGCAGUAGCCUACCGAUUCCCUAUGCUAAGGUCGUCAUUGCUCCGCACGCAGGCUACUCAUACUCGGGGCCAUGUGCAGCCUGGGCCUACAAGGCUCUUGACCUCAGUAAAGCUAAGCGAGUCUUCGUCCUUGGACCCUCACAUACAUACUAUCUUCGCGGGUGUGCUCUUACCAAGUUCGCCCAAUACGGCACCCCGUUCGGCGACUUGACGGUGGACGAAAAAGUUAUCCAGGAGCUACGUGACACGGGCAAGUUCCAGGAUAUCCCUUCAAGAAGCGACGUCGACGAGCACUCGCUUGAGAUGCACCUACCGUAUCUUUAUAAACGCUUAACGCAGACGUUUGCCUCCGACACUGAAUUCCCUACCAUCGUACCGAUCCUCGUCGGGGAUAACAACGGCGCAGAAGAAAAAGAGUUUGGUAAGAUAUUGGCGCCCUAUCUACAAGACCCCGAUAAUGCUUUCAUUGUGAGCUCCGAUUUUUGUCACUGGGGCUCGCGGUUCAGCUAUACGGCAUACGCGCCCGAAGGCAAGGUUGAGCAGCUACAGUCUCUGUCCAGAAAAACAGCAAUCCCCACAAACCCGCCCAUACAUGAGAGCAUUAAGCAGGUGGACCAUCUGGCCAUGGACGCGGUUGAGUCCGGCGACCACAACAAGUUCGUUGACAACCUCCGAUUGACCAAAAACACGGUGUGCGGACGACAUCCUAUUGGUGUCAUGAUGGCGGCGCUGGAGGAGUUGGCGAAGGAGAAUCCGGAGGAGGGCAAGUAUCGCUUCAAGUUCGUGCAGUACCAGCGGAGCAACUUGGUCGAGGAUGUCUCCGACUCGAGCGUGAGCUAUGCGUCUGCUUAUGCAAUUAUUUGAUAAAAAGUGGUUGAGGACAUGCCCUGGUGAAGAGAGGGGGCGAUAUGCGAAUAAGCAGACGCGUAGUCCACAUUCCAUCAAGUUAGAUCAGAAGAUGCGGCUGAGGGUUAAAAUCGAUUGGCCGUUAUAAACUGCCUCUCCAAGUAACUGUCUAGAGGCUAGAGCUAGCUUUACCAAUUUUGAACUGAGUAAAAUUCCCGAAGUUCCUACCCCGUUAGACACAAGAUGUUGCUAUUUGGACUUAUUUGGCGAGUGGGAUAACACCUGGUUACCCUGUGUAAUAGCUGACAGUAGUUAAUCCGCGAUGGCUAGGGCUGAUGAAGCUGCACAUGAUUGUACCAUUGGGCUCUUUAUGUCGGUCAAGGGGGUGGCAGUUCCUAUUAAGCUCGCUGUUAGUUCAGGCGGGCAUCUAUGUUGCAUAUACUAAACCAAGAUGAUGUAGGCCGUGGAGUGGCCAGUGUAUUCUUGAUAGUCCCGUUAAAUCUACGUAGCUCUGGGCCUGAAUAUCGAGGAACCUUUCUCAGUCUUAUUAUGGUGUGGGCUAAUAUCGUCACCGGGGGACAUGAUAUAUUCGGUAUCAAGGCGUGUUACAAUGCGAGGAUUUUGAUUCUCCAAUAUUGAAUUUAACGGAGCUAACA
Hypoxylon fragiforme is the source of this 1890-nucleotide messenger RNA. Its product is annotated as UPF0103-domain-containing protein. Bases 272 to 1252 code for a protein of 326 amino acids. The record is from RefSeq and is a predicted model, not a curated record. The transcript is spliced from 2 exons. Lineage: Eukaryota; Fungi; Ascomycota; Sordariomycetes; Xylariales; Hypoxylaceae.